CUAAAAUUAUCCCUUUCCGUUGCUCUCCCAUGGCUACCCAUAUUCCUUUGUAUGUGUGGCUCCUCCUUAUCCCUAUCUCACACCUCGUUUCCACAUUGGCACAGUUGGACACUUACAUUGUCCACAUGGACCUAUCAGCCAUGCCUAAAGCUUUCUCCGGCCAUCAUAGCUGGUACAUGGCCACCCUUGCGUCUGUGUCAGAUAAUACCGCUGCCACUGCUAACCCUUACUCCUCUUCCUACUCUUCUAAACUUAUAUACAGCUAUAGUAAUGUAAUCCAUGGUUUUAGUGCAAUCCUUUCCCCUUCAGAGCAUGAGGCCCUGAAAAGCUUCCCGGGCUAUAUUUCUUCAUUUCGAGAUCUUCCUGUUAAAGCUGAUACAACUCAUUCUGCCAAAUUUCUUGGCCUGAAUUCCAACUCCGGAGCGUGGCCCGUGUCAAACUAUGGCAAAGAUGUCAUAAUCGGGUUGGUGGACACUGGAAUUUGGCCAGAGAGUGAAAGCUUUAACGAUGAUGGAAUGACCGAAAUUCCAUCUAGAUGGAAAGGAGCAUGCGAGAGCGGCACCCAGUUCAAUUCUUCAAUGUGCAACAAGAAGCUGAUUGGAGCUCGGUUCUUCAACAAAGGUCUAAUUGCCAAACAUCCCAAUGUGUCCAUCUCAAUGAAUUCAACCCGUGACACCGAUGGCCAUGGGACCCAUACGUCAACAACAGCAGCCGGAAAUUAUGUAGAGGGUGCGUCGUACUUCGGCUAUGGCUCAGGAACCGCUAGCGGCAUGGCUCCCCGAGCUCGUGUGGCCAUGUACAAGGCCCUGUGGGACGUGGGUGCCGUCGCAUCUGAUAUUAUUGCUGCAAUUGAUCAGGCAAUCAUAGAUGGGGUUGACGUCAUGUCCUUGUCACUGGGCUUAGACGGAGUUCUGUUGUAUGAAGAUCCCAUUGCCAUAGCCACAUUUGCAGCCUUGGAGAACGAUAUCUUCGUAGCUACGUCAGCAGGAAACGAGGGGCCUUUUCUUGGAACCUUACACAACGGAAUUCCUUGGGUUCUAACCGUUGCUGCCAGCACCAUGGACCGCCAAUUCAGCGGGAUUGUGACCCUCGGGAAUGGAGUUUCAGUCAUCGGUUCCUCUCUCUAUCCUGCAAAUUCAUCUUUCAGCCAAAUCCCAAUUGUUUUCAUGGGUUCAUGCGAGGAUUUGACGGAAUUGAAGAAAGUUGGCUUUAAGAUUAUUGUGUGCCAGGACCAGAAUGACUCCUUAAGCAUCCAAGUUGAUAAUGCCAACACUGCGAGAGUGGCGGGAGGAGUCUUCAUAACAGAUUACCCCGACAUAGAAUUCUUCAUGCAAAGCUCUUUUCCAGCCACUUUUGUCGAUCCUGAAAACGGUAAAGUUGUUAUGGACUACAUAAAGACUAGCUCUGAGCCAAAAGCAAGUAUAGAAUUUUCAAAAACAAUUCUUGGUGCCAAACGCGCACCAAGAAUGGCUACCUACAGCUCCAGAGGGCCGUCUCCAAGCUGCCCAGUGGUCUUGAAGCCCGACCUUACUGCCCCCGGUGCAUUAAUCUUGGCGUCAUGGCCAAAAAUUAACCCAGUGGCUGAUGUGAAUUCGCGGUUAUUUUAUAGUGAAUUCAAUCUAUUGUCGGGGACAUCUAUGUCGUGCCCCCAUGCAGCAGGAAUAGGGGCACUUCUGAAGGGUGCACACCCUGAAUGGAGCCCCGCAGCCAUCCGGUCAGCCAUGAUGACCACUUCUGAUUCACUGGAUAAUACACUCAACCCCAUCAAAGGCAUUGGCGACGAUAACCAACCAGCCAGUCCCCUAGCCAUGGGAUCUGGCCAUAUCAAUCCCAACAAGGCUCUUGACCCAGGACUCAUCUAUGACGUGAAUCUUGAAGACCAUAUAAAUCUCCUCUGUGCAUUGAAUUACUCCACCAAGCAAAUACAAAUUAUCACAAGGUCAUCUUCCUACACUUGCUCCGACCCCUCCUUGGAUCUCAACUACCCGUCUUUCAUUGCCUUCUUUGAUGCAAAUGAUUCCGGAUCAGAUUCUAAAACCGUGCAAGAAUUUAGAAGAACAGUGACUAACGUCGGGGAAGCAAUGUCGACUUACAACGCUAAGCUGACAGGCAUGGACGGAUUUCAGGUGAGCGUGGUGCCUGACAAAUUGGUUUUCAAAGACAAGUACCAGAAGCUAAGCUACAAGCUGAGGAUAGAAGGCCCCAGUCUGAUGAAAGAGACGGUAGCCUUCGGUUCACUGAGCUGGGUGGAUGUUGAAGCUAAACAUGUGGUCAGAAGCCCCAUAGUGGCCACAAGGCUGAGCUUAGUAGCUCCGUGAGAAAUCAAGUGCUACUUCUGAAUUGUCUGCUUCAGCAUGUGAUCCUCUCCUUAAUUUGUUGAAUAAAUUUUUAUUUCCACUAAA
Messenger RNA from Vitis riparia (riverbank grape), 2402 nucleotides. RefSeq names its product subtilisin-like protease SBT3. The transcript has a single exon. Gene Ontology annotation, molecular function: serine-type endopeptidase activity. NCBI's taxonomy places the organism in Eukaryota, Viridiplantae, Streptophyta, Magnoliopsida, Vitales, Vitaceae. Bases 30 to 2318 code for a protein of 762 amino acids. Gene Ontology annotation, biological process: proteolysis. The record is from RefSeq and is a predicted model, not a curated record.